AAAAACAGAUAGCUACGUCACUUUGACGUAGGACAUAUUACAUCACUGUUUCCUGGCACGCAGUAAGUCACGCGUACCAGCAGCUCUCAACCGGGAACCGGCAGAAAAGGACAGCUCCACCACAGCGCGCAGCAGAAAACUUCCUAAAUAGCCAAGAUGACUGUCAUGGAAUACGAAGACAAUGAAUCCAAGUUUAUCAGAAAAGCCAAAGAGAAUCCAUUUGUCCCUGCAGGGUUGGCCGGAUUCUUUGGCAUUGUGGCUUACAGACUGUUCAAGCUGAAGAGCAGAGGAGACACGAAGAUGUCCGUGCACCUGAUUCACAUGCGUGUGGCUGCGCAGGGCUUCGUGGUGGGAGCCAUGACUCUAGGAGUGAUCUACUCUAUGUACAGAGAGUACGUUCUCAAACCUCAUGAAGCACAGAAAGCGUUAGAGCAGAAGGCAUUGGAAAAUAAGUGAUUCCUGCCAUAUCCUUAAUACCAGCUGUCCCUUUGUAUCUAUUGCUAACAUAAUUUAGGAUUGUUUUUUUUUUUGUAUUAUUUCUUUAAAUGGUUUUCUUUUUAAACUGUAAUACACCUCAGAAAAGGAGGUUUGCGUUUUCAUUAUGUUGCCAGUCAUGUUUAAGAAACGUUAUACUGUAUGAAACAGAAUUGUAGCUACCGCCAACUACUAUUUAUUUAUCAUAUCAGUGAUCAAACUGAUGGAAAAAUCUUUUUUUGUUAUUGAAAAUAUUUGGAUGAGUGUCAUUUCUGCUAAUGCCGCUGCUCUCAUGUCAGUGUUGUGCCCUUGCUUCAGCACAGAGCUGUGGCGUUAAGACCUUUGCACCUUGUAACUCAAGAUUCGUUCUUGUAUCAUUCAAGUCAAAUCCAGGACGACAAACCUAACAAACCAUCAUCUGAAAUUUAACAAUGCAUUGAACACAAUACGGGGACUUCCGCACUGCUUCAGAGUGUCACGAGGAGCUUGUUCUUUUGUAGAUUUAGUGAUUGAGUGUGUUACUGGGUGAGGUACUGAAAAUUCAUAUUUUCAAAACAGACACAGAUUGCACUUUUAGAGUGAUAUAUAUUUUGAGGAUCGCAGCUACCAGUGUGUUUAUCUUUGCCAAUAAAAACUGUUGUAAUUCCAAUAAACUCUGGUUAUUUCACA
Cyprinus carpio (common carp) is the source of this 1143-nucleotide messenger RNA. RefSeq names its product HIG1 domain family member 1A, mitochondrial-like. Gene Ontology annotation, biological process: mitochondrial respirasome assembly. Gene Ontology annotation, cellular component: mitochondrion. The record is from RefSeq and is a predicted model, not a curated record. NCBI's taxonomy places the organism in Eukaryota, Metazoa, Chordata, Actinopteri, Cypriniformes, Cyprinidae.